Molecule: messenger RNA, 714 nt
Organism: Macrosteles quadrilineatus (aster leafhopper)
Lineage: Eukaryota; Metazoa; Arthropoda; Insecta; Hemiptera; Cicadellidae
Exons: 3
Coding region: 141-554 (137 amino acids)
Cellular component (GO): extracellular region
Molecular function (GO): chitin binding
Source: RefSeq, a predicted model, not a curated record
ACCGCUAGGAGAUUCUGUACUAGGUCUCAAGCAAACUGGGAAUACUAUGAAAGAAAAACAUAUAAACAAGAUAAGCAGGGUAAAAGUAAUGCAUCUACCGCAAACAUCUAGUAUCUUACUGGGAGCAGCAACUGACGAAGAUGAAAUACCUGAUGAUUUUGCUGUUCUUGAUAGCAAGCGCACUGUUGACGUUUGCUCAGCUAGAGGCCAGCAUCUCCUGUGUCACCUGCACCUCCUACACUCUGACCAUCAACAACUCCUCCACCAGCACACUACUGUCCUGUCCUGUAGGCACUGUGUGUGGAGACUCAGACAACGCCACUUCAGUCUGCUCCGCCACCAACGAGUGUGACCGCGUCGUCUGCGACCACUACGCCGUGUUCCCCUCCUCCUCCAGUUGUCGGCAGUACCAUGUCUGCCGAUACAUCAGAGGUUACGGCACAUUCGCCCUCUCGACCUACACGUGUCCUGGAAAUUCCAGGUUUGACUCCGUAAUCAACAAGUGCACACUGAAUACUGCUCGCUGUUACAAUGCUACUGCCUCAAAUGGUUAAAGAAUCAGUGGAAUAUACGAAAACUUUGAUUUGUAAGAUAUGGUUAUGUUAUGUGAUAAGUCUCACUAUUCUGGUGCAUUUGUAUAUUGCCUUAAAGAAAAUGUCUUUUUUAAGUAAACUUUUUAUUCAAACGUUUUUAUCAUUGCAAUUCUUGUUCUCC